Messenger RNA from Postia placenta MAD-698-R-SB12, 1257 nucleotides. RefSeq lists its product as hypothetical. The transcript has 3 exons. The annotation marks the transcript as partial. NCBI's taxonomy places the organism in Eukaryota, Fungi, Basidiomycota, Agaricomycetes, Polyporales, Adustoporiaceae. The record is from RefSeq and is a predicted model, not a curated record.
AUGGUCCGUGCGCAGUCGUGGUCAUUCUCGACUCCCUCGCUCGAUCUUCAGGACGAUGUACUGUCCACAAGUCCUCGCUCGUUGUCUACGAGUCAGGCAUCGUCGAACAACUCAUCCACCAUCACGUCGAACAACGCAGUAAACCCGGUUCCCUUGGGACUACCAGCCCUCGCAGGAUCUCCCCUUCUCCAGUACGACCGAGCAGACCGUUGCUUCGUCACCACCACAAGAAGGACUCCCAUCUAUCCUCGAGGCGGCUCCUGGGUUCGCGCAGAAGGCUCCAACCCGCAGAUCGUUGCCCAUCAACAGCUUGUCAGCUAUUACCAGAGGCACCCUCCCGCUCACCCAGAAGACGUAUUCGCCACCCUACGAAUCAACGUCGAACCAGCACAAACAACAGAGAACCUACAGUCACCUGUUAACGAACAACUGUUCGAGCUCCCGGACGUUCAGUACAUUCCCAUCGAGGCUCCAGAACUACCACCAGCUCCACCUGCACCAACCAACGCACCGGUUGAAGUCCCUAUGGCAACGUUCACUCAAGCAGACAUCGAUCAGCGCAUCGCUGUCGCCCUUGCGGCAUACCAAUCCCAACAGUCAACUGCCAACCGACCCCUUCGCCUUGACAUCCCCGCUCCCGAACCUUUCAGCGGAAAGGCGGAGGACCUCAGACGCUUCAUCCAAUGUGUCCUCUCCUACUUCGUCGCCACCAACAACACCAGACUUAGUGAUGAAGCAAAGAUCGCCUUCACUGUAGCGUUGAUGAGGAAGGACCUAGGGAAGACAUGGGCAGACGCAUACUACGAGAAGUCGGCAGGGGGAGUCCAGGUCUAUCCCGAUUGGGCGGCCUUCGCCACCGCCCUUGAGGAAGUGUUUCCUGAGCACGGAACGCGAAUCAAGGCGCACCAAAUCCUGAUGAAACUGCCCGAACAACAGAAGAACAAGAAGACGGCGCUCUCCCUUGGAAACUACGUCACCCGCUUCGAGCAGCUAGCAUCGAAAGCCCAGCUCAAGGACGCCGAAGUCAAUGGCGUCAACUGCACCGAGAACGACUACCACACUCUCCACGCCAACUUCGUCAAAGGACUUCCAAAGGAGCUCUAUGUCUCUCUCGCAACCAGGGUCGCCAGAGACCGACCCAGCACCAUGAAAGCCUGGUACGACGAAGUCCGAAAUGCCGACGCCGCCGAACAAGGGGCCCUCACUGUCACAGACACCAGGGACUAUGGCGAGCCAAUGGAUAUCGACGCCGCUGCA